This is a messenger RNA of Cladocopium goreaui, 435 nucleotides long. Lineage: Eukaryota; Dinophyceae; Suessiales; Symbiodiniaceae. The record is from the annotation of a GenBank genome assembly.
GAGAGGACGGUUUCCGAUCCUCAUCUGCCUCGUUCAUCCGAAUCGACAUCAGCUGAGAGCCGACGAGCUGUUCCAGAUCCAGUCACAGCUGUUCCUCGUCCAGUGGGUCUACAGUCACCAGCAAGGGAUCCCAAGUCUGGGUCUGCCGAGGAUCAUCGGAAUGAGCCCUGUCUCUUCCAUUCCUACUUGUACCAAGGCUGUCUAAAAGGGGAUCAGUGUGAAUAUUCACAUCUUAUCCAUGCCGAUCAAAUCCAGAUCCCGGGGCCCAAGACCCGGCGCGGCCACGCCCUCAUGCGCAUCAAACGGCGCUUGGCGCAAUGGCUAAGCACCGCAGAUCUGUAUUUGGUGCAUCACGAGCUCCAGGAAGAGGCGCGGAAGGACCCCUACGCCAAGGACUGCGAAAAAUCCUUGGAAUAUGGAAUAUCAUUGGGAUAG